AUGUCGCCGUGGGAGAUGUCUGCGCCCUACCACGAGUUCCUCCUCGACGACAUGAAGAAGCUCCUGCGUGCACGCCUUUACCUGGCACCGAUGGAGUCCCUGCACUUAUCUCACCUGUGCACCCAACUCGUCUCCGGACUUCUGACGGGCGCGAACCAGCAAAACAAGCGCGACGACCGCUGCUGGAAAAAGCACAUCCUCAGCUGCAAGACAGGCGAUGAGAAGAAGACCACGGUGGUGAAUUUUUUCACGCGCCUGGAAUUCCAGGAUGGUUCCCGGAAGCAGGCCACUCAGAUUUACCACGGGAGCGGUCGCCCACACCUCCACUGCUUGCUCUGGCUGGAAGACGUGGCGGACAUCGAGCUGGACAAGUCUCUCAGCGCGACGCUCCCCGCAGACGAGACUCAGGCCGCAUACGUUAAGGGCUCCCAGGACAGCCGGGACGGGGACAGCAUGUGGGAGAUUCAUGACGGGCCUUCCACCUACGACGCCAACGCGUCGCGCCUGCACCUGCACCACACUCGGGACGACUCCGAGGCCGGCCGCCGCGCAUACUUCCCCGACAUUAUGUGCGUCACGAAAUACUUGCUCAAAUUCAGCGAUGCGAACUACGACGAGUGGAUGAACGGUAAGGCGGCCGCAAAUUCCAUCGCUUGGCGCGUGCUGAAAGCGUACCUUCCCUUCGAGCCAGAGAUGUGGGGAGUGGGGACGCAGAGCCGCGGACUGCGACACCUGGUAACGCCCGACGGGUCCGAGAUCACGUCGGAGCUGAAGGCGUACAUGAAAAGCAAGUGGCGCCACGAUGACAUGAGCUUCCUGGAGUUUCUCCGGAAGACUACCCACAAGGGCGCCAUCGCCGGUUGGUUGAAGAAGCUGUGGAAGGAGCGCCCAGAGGAACAGAUGCACCUGACGGAGACGGAGUUCGCGAACGAGUAUACCAUGCGCGGUGAGCAACUCGUGGCGGUGGACACUGUCUGGCGCCACAACGAUAAGUUCUUCCGCCAGUGGGUCCUAAAGCAUGUGCCCUUCCGCAAAAAGGAAGACCUCGAUGUGUCAGAGGUGACGGCAAGGCUCUGCGCGGACCAAAGCCGCGUGCCGCCCCACCUGCACAACUUCUGGAACUCCUCAGACCGUAUACGCAAGGAGAUGAAGGAUGAGGCCCACACGGAGGACCACAUCGAGGAAACUGUGGCGCUGCUGGCUGGACACCGCACCCUGAUCGAACAGUUCUGGACGGGCGAACUUGACAUGGCGGACGAUCCGGGCGCGAUAUCCGACCCCAGGACCUUCAAACUCAACGCCCUGCAGGGCGUAUUCGAAAGAGAGAUCGCAAAGCACGUGACGCUCGCCCUCCGCGCGACUCGGGCCCAGGACGAAACAGAACUGGAGGCAGCUCUGCCAAGCAGCGCCUCUGCCAUGGUGGCUCAGGAGUCCAUCUAA
Messenger RNA from Prorocentrum cordatum, 1440 nucleotides. The record is from the annotation of a GenBank genome assembly. NCBI's taxonomy places the organism in Eukaryota, Dinophyceae, Prorocentrales, Prorocentraceae.